UGGUGUUUGCGACCAAUUAAAUUAAAGCAUUUGCGUCCUACCAAAAAAGAAAAGCAUUUUCGCACAGAGAUUAUGCAGUUGAUUUUCCUUCUCAUCUUCUGUGGAUCCGAUGAAGCUUCUCCAUCGUGUUCUUCCUUUCCUACUUCUUGUGAUUUGCCUCAGUAUAGUUCUAACAAGUGCUGCAACGUCUCACGAUGAUGAUCGAAAGGACUAUAUUGUGUACAUGGGUGACCGGCUUAAGGGCGUGUCUUCAACAUCGGCUCUUUACAUGAGCAUGCUACAGAAAGUCAUUGGCAGUCAUGUAGGACCAGAAACUGUUGUUCAUAGCUAUAAGAGGAGCUUCCACGGAUUUGUGGCCAAGCUAAAAGACCAUGAAGUGCAAAAAUUGGCUGGAGCGGAAGGAGUUGUAUCGGUGUUUCCAAAUGAGAAAUAUAAGCUCCACACAACGAGAUCAUGGGACUUCCUGGGCUUCACCCAACAAGUCGACAGGCAGAACACUGUUGAAACAGAUAUAAUUGUGGGGGUUCUGGACACCGGAAUAUGGCCAGCAUCAGACAGUUUCAGGGACGACGGACUUGGUCCGCCGCCAAGCAAGUGGAAGGGCAGCUGCAUUCCUAAUUCGUCCAAUUUUACCUGCAGCAAUAAAAUCAUUGGAGCAAAAUAUUAUCGAACUGGAGGAUCGAUAGGACCGGAUGAGAUCAUGUCUCCUAUCGACACUGUUGGCCACGGGACACAUGUAGCUUCCACUGUGGCAGGCCAAUCGGUGGCCUCAACGAGCCUCUAUGGGCUGGGUUCUGGGACUGCUCGCGGAGGAGUCCCAUCUGCCCGGAUUGCUGUUUACAAGAUCUGUUGGUACGAUGGGUGCUACGCGUCGGAUAUUCUGGCAGCCUUUGAUGAUGCGAUUGCAGACGGGGUUGAUAUUAUUUCCCUCUCUGUCGGUUAUACAACCCCCAGGGACUAUUUCAACAAUUCCAUCUCAAUCGGGUCUUUUCAUGCCAUGAGGAAUGGUAUAUUGACAUCGGCCGGGGCAGGUAACGACGGCCCCGAUUAUGGAACUAUAUCCAAUUUAUCACCUUGGUUUCUUUCGGUUGCUGCAAGUACGAUUGACAGGAAGUUCCUGACCAAGGUCUUUUUGGGUAAUGGCAUGAGUUAUGAGGGAGUUUCAAUUAACACAGAGGAUCUCGCGGACCAAUACCCUCUGAUCUAUGCCGCAAAUGCGCCAAACACCACCGGUAACAUAUCUCAGUCAAGGUAUUGCUUGAUGAACACAUUGGAUCCAAAUUUAGUUAGGGGGAAGAUUGUACUUUGUGACGCUUUAGUCGGCGGAAGAGGGCCAUUCUCUGUGGGGGCAGUAGGAGCCGUCAUGCGUGACGAAUUCCCUGAAGAUGCUGCUUUUAACUUUCCCUUGCCUACGUCCUAUAUCAGUCAGACUGAGGGCGAGCGUGUCCUUUCUUACAUCAACUCGUCCAGCAAUGCGACUGCUACCAUACUAAAGAGCACGGAAGGGAAUGAAACUCGCGCACCAUAUGUUGCCUCCUUCUCAUCUAGGGGCCCGAAUAUGAUCUCCCGAGACCUUUUGAAGCCGGAUUUAGCUGCCCCUGGAGUCGACAUCUUAGCUGCAUGGCCUCCUAACACCUCGAUCUCGAGAGUCAGAGGCGAUGACAGAUUUUCACCGUACAACAUAAUGUCUGGGACAUCCAUGGCGUGCCCUCACGCAUCUGGUGCAGCCGCCUAUGUGAAAUCGUUUAAUCCGACUUGGUCUCCCGCUGCUAUUAAAUCAGCUCUCAUAACUACUGCUAUGCCAAUGAGUAACAAGACCAACCCCGAAGCAGAGUUUGCAUAUGGUGCAGGCGAGAUUAAUCCUCUCAAAGCCAUAAAUCCAGGGCUCAUCUAUGAUGCUAAUGAGACCGACUACGUGACAUUUUUGUGUGCACAAGGUUACAAUACAACCACUUUACGAUUGGUGACUGGGGAUAACAGUACUUGCUCCGGGGCCAAUAAUGGAACCACCUGGGAUUUAAACUACCCAUCCUUCGCACUCCCGACUUCAUUCUCAGAAACAGUCAAUCGCACAUUCACCAGGACGGUUACAAAUGUUGGAUCUCCUGCAUCUACAUAUAAGCACAGGAUCACCACCCCAGCUGGGUUAAAAAUUAAAGUUCAUCCUAAAGACUUAUCCUUCACAUCUCUCUCACAGAAACUAUCAUUCAGAGUCACAAUUGAGGGAACUUUAAAUGACAAAGCGAUAGUAUCAGCUUCUUUGCUAUGGGAUGAUGGUGAACAUCAAGUGAGGAGUCCCAUUGUUGUAUAUGAUGUUAGCAAACUCAUCUCAGUAUAGUCUGUAAUUAAUUGAUGGAUUACAUUUGAUUGACUUCAGCAUCCAGAGAAUGCAGCAGUAGUUUUAUGUAAUAAUCUCGAUAUUACAAUGUUCACUGAAUAAAAAAGUUCGAUACUAUGUUGUACUGUA
Punica granatum (pomegranate) is the source of this 2467-nucleotide messenger RNA. NCBI's taxonomy places the organism in Eukaryota, Viridiplantae, Streptophyta, Magnoliopsida, Myrtales, Lythraceae. The record is from RefSeq and is a predicted model, not a curated record.